UUUUGGUUUUUCACUAUAUUUUUCUUCUUCUCUCUUUCCUCUAUUGAGUUUUGUGUAAAAAUGGCUGGUAUGCUUCCUGGUGUUGAAUGUGCUAGAAGAAGGAGAUUUCAUCAAAGUAGUGGAUGUAUAGAUUCAUCUAACACCGCUGAUUUUUCAUCCACAAGAAGGUCUUCUUUUUGUCUAUACACAAGUAACCAUGAACACCCUUUCAAUUCAAGUUCAUCCAAGCAAAGGGGUGCAACAAGUCAAGCAUAUCAAGAUGAGAAACUAGGUGAAGCUGCAAGAGAAGCCAAGCAAAGGUUGGAUGAUAGGCUUAGUGCAAGAUGGAAAUCACAAAAUAAGAGGAGUCCCAAUAAUAGACAACCACCAAACCAAAGCCAAGAGAUGUUGGAUAAUAGGCCAAAUUUGCAAGGAGAAGUAGUUUCAGGAUUAAAGAAAAGUGGAUCAAAGAAGUUCAAUUGGGCAAAAAUGAUUUGGAAAUCUCAAGAACAAGAUGAAUGUACAAUUUGCUUGGAUCAAUUCAAGAUUAGUGAUAACUUAAUGCAAUUGACAUGUGCCCACAAGUUCCAUUCCAAGUGUUUGGUGCCAUGGCUAGAAUCCAAUGCACAUUGUCCAUGUUGUAGAAUGACAAUAAUUUUGACUAGUACUAGUGCAUAAUUAGGAAAUUGGAAGGAAGUUGCAUGUCUCUUUCUACAACUUGUAGGUGUCCAAGAUUUUCUAAAAUGUACAAAAAUAUAUAUAUAGAUAUAAUAGGUGUCUUGCAAUUGAACCUAUUGACUAUUUUUUUUAUCUUUUAAGAAAAAACUUUAUGUAGUGUGAGCUGUGGUGGAUUGGGAGAAUU
Messenger RNA from Solanum verrucosum, 841 nucleotides. RefSeq names its product probable E3 ubiquitin-protein ligase RHY1A. The record is from RefSeq and is a predicted model, not a curated record. The coding region runs from base 61 to 657 and encodes 198 amino acids. NCBI's taxonomy places the organism in Eukaryota, Viridiplantae, Streptophyta, Magnoliopsida, Solanales, Solanaceae. Gene Ontology annotation, biological process: ubiquitin-dependent protein catabolic process. Gene Ontology annotation, molecular function: ubiquitin protein ligase activity. The transcript is spliced from 4 exons.